CUAUCAGUCUGACGCUGAGAGAGCGUCGCGACGAUCGACAAAUCCUUAAGGGAUUUAAAUUGUUAAAUUUGAGUGUAUCGAUACGUGUCUCUUACCUGUCGAUAUUAAGAAGGUGGUUGUGAAUUCAAAUAUAACCGAGUUAUUGAAGUUCUAAUUUGUAGCUUGGUUAUUUGUCGUUUUCUUGUGUAUUUUUUUAAUUAUUUUCAACACAAAUAAAUGAGUAAAAUUAUCAACCAAUAAGAAGAUUCCUUAUCAUAAAUUCUAUUUUUAAAUGAAAAAUCUUUUAAGAGAUUUGUGAAUUUAUGAUUCAAAAUUUUAAAAUAACAACUUCAUGAUAACAACUUGAAAAACGAAGAGAAACUGAAAACAUUUUUAAAAAGACAAAUUUUUGCUGUUGUAGCAACUCAAUUUAAUGAUGUAAAAUUAAAAUUAAAUCGAUGUCUUGAUCCUUGAGAGAUUUGAGACAUAUAUCGAUGCCUCAAUGAAACGAAUUUGUAGAGCGCCACUGUGCUAUAAGAAUUCGAUUGACCAAUGUGUAUCCCAUUAAUUUUGUUACUCAUGCAGUGCCUGCAGUAUCGUUAACGAAGAUUAUAUAUGACAGAUCGAAAAUUGAAUACAUAACAAGUUAUUAAUGUAAAACAUGUUAGAUAUGUGAAAAGUAAAGAGAUAAAAAGACAUUGAAGAUUCUCUAAAAAUAGAUUUCGUUCUGAGCCGAAAUGUUGUGUAUUUGUAGAAGAAUGUGGGCGAUUUAUGGCACUUACCUCAUCGAUAGUGCAUUUUGACAUAAAACAAGAAAUUUGCUUCUUUUAUUUUGAUUCGUCAUGGGAAGUGAUUGCUGUAAAUGCACUAAUGGUAAAAAGAAUGUUAUUAAUGGGUCUUCUUCCGAUGGAUCGGAAUACCGAAUACGAGAUGGAUUACCAGUUUCAUCAGAUCGUUAUCAAUUAUCGAUACGAAGCAAUGUUGUACAGCUGGCCUUAAAGCAAUCACGUAAAAAUGAUACGGGCUACUAUUCUCUCGUAGCAACGAGGCUCGAACAAGAAAAUGAUAAAGGAGCUUUAAAGAAAAUUCAUUUAAGUAUUAGCGAACGAAGUUACGAAGAAGGUGAUCCUCCUGUCUUUUUAAGAAGAUUGAGCGAUCUCGAAGUAAAAGUUGGCACUCGGACCAGAUUUCUCGUAGAAAUUCAAAGUUCAACCACUUUGAAGAUAACUUGGUAUAAAGAUGAUUUGCCUAUUCACGAUGGACAUAGAUUCUUUCUCGUUCACGAAGGAAAUUUUCAUUGUGUUGACGUCGCUCCCGUUACAGUCGAUGAUCAAGGAUCCUGGACCUGCAUGGCAGAAAAUCACAGCGGAAGAUCCUCGUGUACAUCCACUCUCACCGUCAUUGUUCCCAGGGCUUACAAAAAACCAGAAUUUGUUGAAGAACUCCGCGCACUACUCACUGAGACAGGUACCGUGUCAUUGGAAUGUAAAGUAAUUGGUGUACCUACGCCGGUAUUGAAGUGGUUUAAAGAUAACAAGGAAAUCAAAGCUGGCGAUGUGUUUGCUUUGACUGCUAAUCCCGAUGAUCCAACAUCUCUUGGUGUUUAUACUUGCGAAGCGGUCAAUUGCAUGGGAACGGCCUAUUCUUCUUCAAAAGUUCACGUAGUUGGAAGAGGAAGCCGAGAAGGUUCAUUGAAACCGGCGGAUGCUUUAGCACCAUCUGGACUACUUCCGAUAUUUAAACAGAUGCUCCAAGACGAAUGUUGUCGGAUUGGAGACUCCAUCGUACUAUCUUGUCGCGUUCAAGUACCACCCUGGCCAAAAGCAAUCACCUGGUAUAACAAGGAAGGUCGCGUAGAACCCAGUGAAAAAUAUCAUGUAAUAGAGGAUGGUAUCGGAGGAUACUCGAUCGAAAUAAAACAAGUAGAAGCCAUGGAUGAGGGUGAAUGGAAAUGUGUUGCUAGCAGCGAAGAUAAUAUGAAGCAGUUUACGAGUUGUUAUGUAGCAAUGUCUAUUCCAAGGAAUUAUAGGAAACCGCGUUUCAUGGAGAAUUUGAAAGCAGUUUUGACAGAAGAAGGUCUUGUCUCGUUCGAAUGCAAAGUUGUAGGUUUCCCAACGCCAUGGCUGAGAUGGUUUAAAGACGGUCAAGAACUUAAACCAGGAGACGUCUAUCAAUUAACCGGAACUAAUUCACUAGGUUCUUAUUGCUGUAUCGCAAGAAACUGCAUGGGUGAAGCCAAGAGUACAGCUGAAUUAACCAUUGAAGAUAUACAAAAUCAGUUAAACGAAGAAGAACGUUUCCAACUUUUAAGUAGUAAUCAACCACCAAAGUUUAUAAAAGGCCUCAGAAGUUGUGAAGCAAGAAUAAACGAAGAUUUUUGCUUUACAAUACAAGUAAGUAUAGCACCAGAACCGACUCUUUCUUGGUAUAGAAAUGAUGCAUUAAUGGAUGAAUCUGACAAAUAUCAUAUAGUAAAAGAGAAUCUUGGCACAUGCCACUUUGAAGUGCACAAACUCGAAUUUGUUGAUCAAGCAGAAUGGAAGUGUGUAGCAGCAAACGAUUUUGGUCAUAGUGUCACUUCCUGCUUCUUAAAGCUAGUCAUUCCCAAGCAUUACAAAAAACCGAAAUUUCUUGAGAAUUUACGCGCUGUCUUAUCAGAAGAAGGUGCUGUAAAUUUAGAAUGCAAAGUUAUUGGUGUACCACAGCCAGUUUUAAAAUGGUAUAAAGACAAUGCUGAACUGAAGCCCGGUGAUAUACACCGAAUUAUUUCUGGACAGGAUGGCACUUGCUGUUUAGGAAUAUAUACCUGUGAAGCUAUUAAUUGUAUGGGAACAGUCAGUAGUUCUGCAUCUUUAUUAGGAUUUGAAGAUAAAAAAAAUGCAAAAGACGUUCAAUUGUCAAAUGAUCACGAAUUGGCGAGAAAUUUAUCAUUAUCAACGAUACAUGAGGAGCGAACGUCUCAAUUGUAUGAUACACCGCAAACAGAUUAUUCUGUUACUUUGGACGAACGAGGUGAGGUAUCGUUUAGCUUUGACGGUAAAGAAGUGUCAGUCAGUCUGUACGAAACGCCUGAUCUUACUGAGGAAGAGGCGUUACAGAUUGUUGAAAUGUAUGCCGAUCAGCUUUCUGAACAUGUAACAGAACAUAAUGUGAUCGAACUACCACCAAUGAGAUUUGUCAAAGAAACAUCUACGACCAGUAAUUUGUUAAUGGAAGCUAUAGUGAUCGAUGUAUCUCCUGAUUAUUUUAUUAGCGCGGAAGACGGUGAUGAUUUACGGACAGAAGCUGAUUUCGAAGAUGUCUCCAUUAUGGACGAUGUUACACGCGUCUUUUCAUCACCUGAACGCGACUCCCGAAGUUCUUUAAAGAGAUCAGCUCGAUUUAAUACAGAUGAGGACGAAAAAAUUCCUAAUAGGCCUCCUCGAAAAAAAUCAAUGAGUCUAUCAUUAUCGAAAAGCGACAAAAGUCAAAGAAUAGAAUCUGAGAGCUUCCAUAGUGCACAGAAAGACGAGCCGCCGUUGUCACCGCUUUCAUCUUUGAAGCAGGAUGAUAGUGACACUUUUGCGGAUGCUUUAUCCUCGGCACAUGUCUCCAUCACUGAGAGUCUUAUUCAGAAACAUGUGAUAGAACAAGGAACAGCAGAAAAUAGAAAACGUAGUUUAAGCGCAGGAAGAUCAACUGGUUCCAGUCUCGACGAUGGAAUCGGUGGUGAUUCCUCUUUUGAUUCUACGAUCGGUGUUCCUAAAAUAAAGCAACGUAAAAAGAAGCAGCAAAUGGAUAAAAAUAAUUUUAAAGAAUAUUCCGAUCCUGAUAAUUAUGAGCAAAGGAAAAGAAAUGCAUCAGAAGAUAAAGUUGGACUUAUGGAACCAAUUGAAAAACAACUUAUGGAAUCAGUUGAAAAAACAGAAAUAGAUAACGGAAAUGAAACAAAAGCGGUAAAGAAAUUAUUUACCGAAGAAAAGCUGUUAGAGAAUUUGAAAAGUAUAAAGGAAGUUAAUAAUAGCAAUGUUUCGGAAGAGAUUCAAGAAUCGACAAAAGAUAUUCUGUUAGAAUCAAAAACAGCUUUACGCAGCUCUCUAAAACUUUUCUAUGAAAAAGUGCUCGAUACAGCACCACAAUUUUCUAAUAUUUAUGAACAAAUUGAGGACAUACAUCAAUUAUUGGAGGUUUCAAGAGGAAUAGAUGCAAACAUUCAAACCUUGGCUAAUCUGGAAAUACCUAUGCGUACAUUACUAAAGGAAAUUAAUGAAAUUACAUUAACAGAAUAUGUAGAAAUUAUUCACAAUAUACUCGAACCGUCUAUCAUCCAGUUGUCACAUAUCAUUGAAAAUCUCGGAUUACUAUCUUUACAGCCAACACACGUAAUUUUGAAGAAAUUUAGCGAUCCGGUUUCUAUUGCAACAAAAGAAUUGUCUCCGAUAAAAUCAACCUCCGACAAGUCUCAAAAUAUAUCUGAAGAAAUUGUAGAUCCAUUAAUCGACAUUCAAUCAAUGUUUAAUGGGAUAUUAGAUUAUAUCGAACAAUUAAAACUUAAGGUAAAUGGAUCUGCCAGUCCACAAGUUUUGACAGCAUCGGGUCUCAUUCCAUGUUUAGUAGAAUUGAGAGAGUGCAUAUCACACACAGCACACACUGCAAUGACGUUUAAAGAAAAUGAAACAAUAAACAGCUUAAUGGAAUUUCAAGAACCCUUAUUGGAUCUUCAGUUAAUUUUAGCAUCACAAAAAUGUACUCUUCGCGAACUUUCGAUGAUAAAGAAAAUAAAUCUUAUCAUUGUAAAACUAAAGAACGUCGUUAUAAUUAUAUUGAAAAAUUCUAAGAAUCACGAGGUAACCUCCCGAGUAGAAGCAAUUCUCAAAAUAUUGGAAGAUACCAAUAAACAAAUAUCAAAAUUAAUAGAACAAUUAUCAGAAACGGAAAUGAUUCAAAAACAUACGUUGAAGAAUCUAAACAUUGACCAAAGUUUAAGUAACGUUUAUUUUGCUCUAUCGUCAAUUUUAGAAAAGCAAAAAGAGCAUUUAGCCUCGCAUUAUUUAAUUACAAGUAUUGAGGCACUACGUCAGAUAAUCGGCUCUUCGGCUGUUACAAUUGCCAAUUUAAAAAAUCCUACUGAUAAUGAAAUAAUUCAAGAAAUUAGUAAACUAAAUAAAUCAUUAUUAAAUUUAAAGAAAAAUUUAUUAACGGAAAAGCACGAAUCACAAGAAGAACAAGUUAUUAAUGAUUUGAUGAAUUCCAUUAGUAUAUUAAAAGAAGUAGUUCGUAAUGUAAUUAAAAAUAGCUCUUCGAUUGAAUCAAUAAUGCCCCUUUUGGAAUUGUUAGAAGAUAUUGAAAAGGACGCUACUCUUAUAGUAAAAGAAAUAUCAAAGAAAAAAGAAAGUAUUACACAAUCUCUGAGAGAAAAUACAGAAGAAAAAAGUAAUUCAAAAUCCAAUUUAGCUAAUCAAAUAGGUGAUUCUUUAAAUCUUAUUAAAAAUUGGUUAUCUGAUACAUCUAAAAACAGUACGCUGCAGUAUAAAGAUGAAAUGGAAUUUGCACUAAGCUCAACAGUGGAGGAAUUAAAAAAAAAUAUUAAUCAAAUUGCUAUUCUCACAUCAUAUUCUGAACUACCAAGUGAUGAAAGUUUAAUAAAUGCAUUGAUUGAUCUUCGAGAACCAUUAAUAAAGCUUAAAAACUCUAUUUCUACACAACAUCAAAAACCAGAAAAUCUUUCAAUUUUAGAAAACUUGAAUCAUCCUAUGAAAUGCCUUCUACAAAUUACUAGGGAUGUUUUCUGUGAACAUACAGAAGAAGAAUCUCUACGGCCGAUGAUAGAUACUAUUGAGCAAAUUAAAAAUCAAAUACCGCUUUUAAUCAAAAAUAUUCUUUAUCAGCAAGAACUUAAAGAAAAUAUUAAAGUAUUUGAAGUAGAGACGGAAGAAGAAAUUGUCACAUCUUCCCACGAAACUAUUCCAGGUAUUCGUACGGAAGUUGUUUCCACGCCACUUGAAGCCGGUUCUAUUGUAUUACUUACUGAACAAGCUAUAACAGAAAAUAAUUACAAAAACACAACAGAUAAUGUCGUUCUACAAUCAAUAAAAAACGAAAAAGAGGAGCAAGAAAGGGAAGAGUCUGCAAACAAAUUAAUUAUGAUCUUGUCAGAAACUUUAGAGAAACUUCAAUUGGAGGUAACUAGUAUACUAGAGGAUUUCGAAGAAUCAACAACACAAACUACUACAAUUCCUCAAUCCAAAUUAGCUAAUUCCGUCGAAGAAUUAAGAAAAACCAUUUCCACAAUACGUGUAAUGAUUGUCUAUGGUGAAGAAACUGGAUCGUUUGAAAAAAAGCUUAAUCAAACAAUUUUGGUGUUCACUAACUUAAUGGAACCGCUGACAAAUAUACGAAAUCUUCUUUCCAAAUCGCACGAACACGAUGUUUCAGAACUCAUGAUACUGAAUCGGUUUAUUCCGUUAAUGAAUAUAAUAGAAAACGACAUGGGAAAACGGAUAAUUGAUUUUGUUAGUACGGAUAAAAGUACAGAAAAGAAAUUUGAUUGUCUCCUAUGCAUGGUGAAAGAAAUUAAAACGAAAAUUCCCAUUGUAAUUGAAAAAAUAUCAUUAAAACGAAAAAUUUUGGAAUAUCUCUGGGACAUUUCAAAACCUCUGGAAAGUAUUCUAGAUCGCAUGAACGAUCUAGAGAAAGCUGCAGAAGAAACUCUUGAAACUGACGUUGCGAAUAUUUUAGCAAAACCAAUUGCUGCUUUUUUAGAAGAUAUUAAGAUUACUACUCAAGAAAUAGAUUUAUUAGAUCAACGACAGCCAUUGAUUCUCGAAUUAUGGAAUCUUGUUGAACCUCUGUUAGAAUUUCAUAGUUGUCUUUCAAUGGUACAGAGUAGUCGAAGAAGUUUAGUUCCCGAAGCUUCUUUAUUAGAUGAGAGAAGAAGUGUUAUUUUGCGAGCUAUAGAUGAUUUGCGCAAACAAGUUUGUCAUACUAUUGAAGUAAUUGCGAAUAAUGAAGAAGUUUUAUUUAAUGAAACUUUGACGCUACUUAAUUCCGCAAUUCUACAGGUACAAAAACAGAUUGGGAAAACCGAUUAUUCACGUCGAUCUAGUAGUACCAAUAUUUCUCUUCAGCAUCGACUUACUGAUACAUUGAAUCGCUUAGACAAUGCUAUAGUAGCUUUAGAACAACAUGCUGAUAAAGAUACGUAUAGAAUAGUGUCCAAAUGUUUGGAAGCAUUACAGAAACAAAUCUCUUUUGCAAAAACACAAUUUAAUCAAAUCGGUACUGAAUUAAUUGAUGAAGAAGCAAUCGUAGAAGGCUUUCUUUAUCCGACAAAUCAACUUCUAUCGGCAUUAAAUAUUCUGAAAGAGAAUAUGCAGAAGAUACGUUCGGCAAUUUCGCCUAUUUUGAUAGUUCAGUUUCAAGAACUAGCCGACUCUAUUUCAGAACUAAGUUUUUCCUUAUUGGCUCAUAAAACAGUACUUGUCCAAGAAGGCGCUUCUGAAAAAGCACCGAUUGUAGAAACUUUUUCUGCCGUUAUAGAUGUUUUAGAUCACGUGAAAGAUUCUAUAAAUGUCAUAAAGCAAACAGUUGAUGAACAAAAAGCAAGCAUGAUUAUCACAAAAGUAGAAAGUGUCAUUGAUGAGAUAAUAGAGGUAUCACAAGAAGAAAUUGAGAGUGUAACGAUGAUCACAGAAAUACCAUCGUCUAGAGCAAUAAUUCAAGAAGUUGUUCAAUCUGAAGAUACAUUCACAAUGCAAACGCCAGUUUUACAAAAUCUAGAAACAGUAAUCUCUGUUGAACAAACCGAGAAUGAUUUGAUGGAUAUAAAAAUAUUUAAAGAAAAUGAAGAAGAACAUAAAGAAGAAAAUAAGAGACAAAAAUAUUUAACUGAGAUAUCAAAGUUUAAUUCUGUAAUAAGUAACUUAAGACAGCCGUUAAAAGAAUUGAUUAAUUUUGUAAAUUCUGCUAAACAAUUGCCUCUAAUUUCAAAAUCUGAAGAAAAUAAACGAAAAAUACAAGAACUAACAGCAUUAAUACAAAUUCUUAAUGACCUACAAGCUACAAUUUCUUCUAUUAAGACUGUAAUAACUUCCUCGUCCAUUAUACUAUUAGAUAAUCAAUUUUCCCGUAUGGAAGAUACAUUUACUGAUUUUCAACAAGCUAUCAGCACAGUUAUUUCAUUAACCUGUGAAGGAAUAAAACCAGAAUUAAAGGAGACUAUCAUGGCAUCUUUACCAUUUAUCUCCAAACCUUUAGAUGCUCUUAAAAAUAUAUUGGCAUCUGUAUGUCAAACAAUCGAAGAAGAGAAAUACAUUAACAAAAAUGGGGAAUCAUCUGCAAUUGCAAGAGCUUUAAUGUCAUGUAUUAAUGAUACCAUUAAAUCUUUAAGUGAAAUACAAAUAUUAAAAUAUGUUAGCAGCGCUGAUGACGAAGUAAGGGAAAUAAUAAAAGUAAAGGAAGAAGUAAAAGAUAUUGAAGAAACAACUGCACGACCCCUCGAGGAACUUAUAGAAGUCAUUAUGGAAUCUCAAGAACAGGUAAAAAGUGACAAAUCUUUAUUAUUAGAAUCUAGUCCGCCUUCCAUGGAUAUAAUAGAAUCAAAAAACGUUGAUAAAUUAAAACUCAUAGAAACAGAAUUAAAUAAAACACUUGUUAAAGAAACAGAUGUUUUAAUGAAACAAAAUACGAUUGAAACACCACAGCAAGCAUUAACAUCUUCAUUAGAGUCUAGUCAAAUUGAAGAUUUACUUAUUAAAAAUGCAGAAGAGAUAAAAUUAGUAGCAGAAUCUUUAAAAGAGGUUAAGGAGCAUAACUUGGUAACGGUUGACCAACAAAAGAUAGAAUCAACUUUGUUAUCUGAAAACAGUAUGAUUCAGAAAGAGCAAAGAAAAGUUGAAACUUUACAAGAGAUUAUUUCUUCUCUUCAAACAUUGUGUAAAUCAUUUGAUAAAACAGAAGAAGUAGGAGUUACAGAAUAUAUCAAAAAGGAAAAGAUUGUAUUCUCGGCUCUAAUAGAACCGUUAUUAAAUUUGCAACUUGCAUUAUCAUCCAAAGUUACCGAAGAUAUUAAACAAAAUACAAUGACGUCAUUGAAAUUAAUUGUCGUAAGAAUUUUGGAAGAAUUACCAAAGUCAAUUGCUAUAGUUCAAGAACAAGUGCAGCUUAAUACUGCUGCUGAAACCAGUUUGAGUAAAACAUCGAAAAUGUUUUCAGUACAAGCUAUCGUGAAAUCAUUAGAAGAUUUAAGGACGUCAAUUGCUUGCAUUCAAUCUGACCCAAUAAUUAGUCAAUUUAUUCAACAAGAAACAGAAUUAUUAAAUAUUGAUCAAAGUGUUGAGCAAAUCACAAUCCUACAAAAUCUUACUAAAUUAGUGGUGCAAUUUGGAGAAAAAUUUAUGUCAAUUAUUAACCAAAUAAAAAUACAAAAUGAGUCACCGUUACAAAUGAUUAAGCAAGAAGGUCCAGAAUUGGAUUUAGAAAUUUUACAGAAAAUUGUUGAUCCAAUUCAUAUUUUACGAGAAACACUUUCUCAAAUCGAAAACUUUGACAGUUGUGAAGCCGAAUUAUUAGAAAUGCCAGAAAAACAAAAAAUAAAGACUGUUCAGUUGGAUACAGUGAUAGCUUCUUUAGAAAACUUGGAGAAAUCAUUAAUUACAGGUAUACAGCAAAAUGCAAUCACGCAGGAAGAAGUUUUGAAAGAAUUCAACGAAAAUCAAAGCUUGUUGGUAAGUGCGAAUCUAAAGCCUGUGAUAGAAAAAUUGAGAAACUCUAUCAAUAUAGUUCAGGAGCAAUCAAUUCAUAAUGAAGACAUUCUUGUAUUAAAAACAUUAAAUGAAGCUUUAGAAAACUUAAAAAUGCCAUUAACAACAAUUGAAGAAGUCUUCAAUAAUAUCAAUGAAGUUACUAAAGCUGAAAAAGUAUCAACUUUGCUAUCAUUUGCAAACUCAAUAAAAAAAAUAACUAAUCAACUGGUAGUUACAACUAAACAAAAUAUAGAAAAACAAACAAUUAAUGAAACUUCUCUAUUAAAAACAAUGACUAUUCCAAUUGAAGAAUUGCAAAGUACAAUACUAAAACUUGAAGACCGACUAUCUCAAACUUUGGAAACAAAAGAAUCAAUAAAAGCUAUUACUUUAGAAUGUAUGAUACAACCAUUGCAAGAGUUACAACAAUCGUUCUUAACUGCUUCUUAUCAAGAAACCGUUUUAGCCUUGCAACGAUUGCCAAUCAAACCGAUAUUGGAUAACUUAAAUAAAUCCGUGGCAAUGAUUCAAGAUCAAGUUAUGAUUAUUCAGGAUAAUUUACUCGUGGACAUGAAUACAGACGAUGCAAUAACAUUAAAAGAUUUCGCAAGAUCACUUGGUAAUUUAAGAACAUCGAUGGUAGUUCUACAACAAUUGAAUGCAAUAGAGAACGCUGGUCAACAGAUUGUAGAAAUCGAAAAUGCGUCUGCGCUGCAAGCAUUUGCAAAAUCUAUUGAGGAGUUCAAAAAAUGUUGCUCCGUUAUUGUGGAACGACCAAGAAUUAUUGAAGCUUUUAGAAAUGCAGAAUUAAAAAAAUCAAAUAAAAUUGAUCCGCAUCUUAUUGAAAAUAUUAUUACACCUCUACGAAUAUUACAGGAGCAGAUUUUAACUAUCGAAGAGAUUAAAACGCAAGAAUCUGAGAUUUUUGAUGUUUCAGAAACAAGAAAACCAGUUAUUGCGUUAAGCAGUCUUGUUGGUCCCUUACAACAACUUGAAAAAUCUUUCAUCGCAACGGUGCAAAAGGAACAUGUUAUUGAACACAAUGGACACAACUUAAUAACUAAAUCAUCUGUAAGUCUAGAGAAGCUUGCUUUACAACCUAUUCUCGAAGAAGUACAAAAGUCUAUUGCUACUGUACAAGAGCACGUGAUAUUAGAGGCAGAAAGUCAAAUUACAUCAGAAGUAGAGACUGACACUUUAUUGAAAUCAAUCGCGCAACCUUUAAUUGAUUUAAAAGCUUCUAUCGCAUCUAUUCAGCAAAUAACCGCAAUUGCACCCGAGUUUGUGAAUGAACUCGUACAACAACAAAAUGUUUCAGCAUUGGAAACUUUUGCCAAAACUCUUCAUAAUUUGAUGGAACAUAUAGCAACGUGCAAUCAUCAGCAGCUAAUCAUGGAGCCUGCAGACACUAUUUCGGAAGAUAUUUCAUCUUUGAGUACGUGGGCGGAAGUAAUCGACGAAUUUUCUUCAAAAAUUACGCGUCCAAUGAUAAUCGAUCAAGGCGUGAUCGAAUCUCCAGUCGAAAUCGCAAUGUCAAUGUCGGAAGAUGAAACUUCUAUGCUGAAAACAUUAGCAAAACCACUAACUGAAUUACGAGAAUGUCUAGCCUUGAUCGUUGAACAACAGAAAACAAUCCUGCCAUAUGAUUCGUCAUGUUCGUUAUUAAAAAAAGAAAAUAUUUCUUUGACGACAACAAUAAUACAGCCUUUGUUAGAACUACAACAUGCAGCUGCAAUAAUUAUUCAAGAACAAAUGAUUAUUGAACGUGCUAAUGAGCAUUUAUCUGCCAUCAAUGGUAAAAACGAAUUUAUUCUUCAACCUUUAGUAGAACCACUUGAAGAAUUGCGUCAUUCUAUUGCUGUAAUACAGGAUCAAAUAUUGAUUGAAACAUCAACGGAUGGAAUGAAGAACGAUGUCAUAUUAGAUGCAUUAGCUGAACCUCUGUUCGAUCUCCAACGUGCUAUAUCUGUUUUAGAAACACGACCGAUGUCGCCGGAUGUUGAAUCAAUGUCUGAAGAUAUAGACAACAAUUGGAUUACGGAAUGUUUAGCAACUCCUCUACACGAAAUAGAGAAAUCGAUUGCUCAUAUUCGACAAUGCAACAUAAUGGAACCUGAAACUGCAAUUGUGGAAGAGCAAAUGAGAACGUCAAUGCCAGACCGAUCCAUUAUCGAAGAAUUAGCAAAACCAAUAGAAAGUAUUAAAUCAGCGUUGUUAUGUAUGAAAGACGACUCUAUCGAAAUUGAAAUUCUUAAGAUGAUGGAAAUACCACUUACUAACGUACAAGAAAAUUUAACGUUACUAAGAAAUAAAUAUAAUAUAGAAACAGUUAUAGAAAAAGGCAGUGUUGAUGCCUUUAUUCAAUCUCUUUCCAACUUUGAAGAAUGCAUUUCAUUUAUCAAAGAAGAACUUGUUGACAAACCAAUGUGCAAACAGUCAGGUAUGAUGAAAAUUGAUACUACGAUAUCUGCUACUCUCAAUAUACCAUUAACCGAAUUAAAAUGCUCUAUUGUAAACGUAAAACAAUUGCCAAGCAUAUAUUUAAAUAAUUUGAAGGGACCGUUGGAACUCGUGCAGAACGCGUUUGAAACAAUUAUAACUAUACAACGAAGUAAAAAGCUUUCAGAAUUAUCGACAAAAAUAAUAAAUAAUAUUUCAGAUAUUAACAAGUCAAUCGAAUCUAUUGAUAAUGAAUUAAAGCAACAACAGUUGUCAGUCGUUGAAAUUUAUAUUGAAUAUGAAGCACUUGAAAUGUUAACAAAAUCUUUACAGAAUAUUAAACGAUGUAUUAUACAGAUACAAAAGAAACCAAAUACUGCUAAUUUAAUGAUUAGUGCUCUUCAGAAACUCGAGCGAUCUAUAGCAGUAAUGCGACAACAAUCAGCUGAUAAACCGCUGGCGGAAUCACAACAUAUUAAUUUUGGUAUUGUUACAAAAAAUUUAAUAUCGUGCUUACAAGAAUUACAAGAAUCAAUAGAAACAACUAAAACAUUAUGGAAUGAAGAAACAGUAUUAGAUGGAUUAAUGAUUCUUGAAGAACCUAUUUACAAACUACAAACUACGAUUAACAUUAUGUAUAAUCAAUUUGUGAACGAAACAAUUUCGAUAAUAAAUAAAUACAAAGCAAAUUUUCAAAAGUCAAUUGAAAAGAAAGAAAUGAAAGCAUCUGAAACUGAGACAACUGUCAAAAAAGACAGUGAAUCUAAUGAAACAAUAAAAGCUGAAUUAGAAGAAACUGAGUGGGUGAAAGAUAAUGAUUUUACAAUAAUUAAUGAUAUGAAAGAUAAAGAAAACAUGAAGAAACUAGAAGAAACGGAACACGAGAAAGAAAAUAAAAAAUUAAUAGAAUUGCUAUAUGAAGAAGGGGCUAAUAAAAUAAAAAAUGAAAAUAAAAAAGAAAAAAAGGAAGAUGUAAUUCAAGAAAUGCAAUUAGUAAGCGAAAAACAAGACAGCAAAGAAAUUGAAACAAAGGAAGAAACAGAAAAAAUCAUAAAAAAUGGAAAAAAAGAGCAAAAUAAGAAAGAAUAUAAGAAAAUCGAAGAAAGUGAUAGUUUUGAAAAACACAAAGAAGCUGAAAAAAGACAAGAAAUAAAAAAUCAAGAAGAAAAAAUAGAUACCGUACAAGAGAAGAAGAAAAUUGAUGAAUACAAAAGAGUUGAAGAAAUUCGAAGCAUUAAAGAAGAAGCAAAAAAUGAAGAAACAAAAAAAUCUAAAGAUAUAGGAAAAAAAGAAGAGCAAAAAGAAAAAAAAGACGAAACAGACAAAAUAAAAAAAGAACAGAAAGACAUAAAAGAUAAUAAUAAAUUAAAACUAAUAGAACAACAUAAAGAAAGAGAUAAAACUGAAGAAAACCAAGAAAAAGUACUUAAUGAAUUGCAGCAAAAGAAACAGGAAUCAAUAAAAACAGAAAAAAUUGAACUGAUACAGAAAGAAAAUAACAAGGAAACAGAAAUUAAAGAAAUAAAGAAAGAUAUAGAGCAUAAAAUUCUUAAAGAAGAUGAAAAAUUAGACAAAGAGCAGAAAAAUCUUGAAGAUAGAGAAUGUACUGCACAAAAUCAAAAUGAAGACAUAGACAAGAUAAAGGAAGAAAACAAAAAAGUAAAAGAUCAAAAGACUGAAGAAUUGGAAAAGAAAAAAGUGCAUGUACAAGAGAUGACAAAAGAACAAGUACAAAAUGACCAAGUAGAAAUAAAGAAAGACGAUCAAAAAGAAGAAAAGCAAGAAAAAAAAUUAAAUAAUAAAGCAAUGGAAAAAACAAAAAUUGAAGAUAAUAAAGAAAUAAAACAUGAAAAAGUUGAAGAAUUGGAAAAGAAAGAAAAGAAUUCUAGUGAAAAAGAAGAGAUAAUAAAUCAAAAAGUACAAAAGCAAAAGGAUGAAGUAAAAAUAUCAAAAGAAGAUUAUGAAGAACAAAAAAGUACAACCAAGACUGAAGAAAAAGAAGAAGAAAACCAAGAAAAAGUAAUUAAUGAAUUGCAGCAAAAGAAACAGGAAUCAAUAAAAACAGAAAAAAUUGAACUGAUACAGAAAGAAAAUAACAAGGAAACUGAAAUUAAAGAAAUAAAGAAAGAUAUAGAGCAUAAAAUUCUUAAAGAAGAUGAAAAAUUAGACAAAAAGCAGAAAAAUCUUGAAGAUAUAGAAUGUACUGCACAAAAUCAAAAUGAAGACAUAGACAAGAUAAAGGAAGAAAACAAAAAACUAAAAGAUCAAAAGACUGAAAAAUUGGAAAAGAAAAAAGUGAAUGUACAAGAAAUGACAAAAGAACAAGUACAAAAUGACCAAGUAGAAAUAAAGAAAGACAAUCAAGAGGAAGGAAAACAAGAAAAAAAAUUAGAUAAAAAAACAAUGGAAAAAACGAAAAUCAAAGAUGAUAAAGGAACAGAAAAUGAAAAAGUUGAAGAAUUGGAAAAGAAAGAAAAGAAUUCUAGUGAAAAAGAAGAGAUAAUAAAUCAAAAAGUACAAAAGCAAAAAGAUGAAGUAAAAAUAUCAAAGGAAAAUUAUGAAGAACAAAAAAGUACAACCAAGACUGAAGAAAAAAAAGAAGAAAACCAAGAAAAAGGAAUUAAUGGAUUGCAGCAAAAGAAACAGGAAUCAAUAAAAACAGAAAAAAUUGAACUGUUACGGAAAAAAAAUAACAAUGAAGCAGAAGCUAAAGAAAUAAAAAAAGAUAUAGAGCAUAAAAUUCUUAAAGAAGAUGAAAAAUUAGAAGCAAUAAAAUUAACAGAAGAUAAACAAGCAAAGACAACAAAAAAUGUACAAGAGCAUGAGAAAACAUCUGCGCAGGAAAAAAAUAAAAUGGAAGAUAUAAAAGUAGAAAAGAUAAAAAUAGAAUCAAUAGAAAGAAAAAGUGAUAAAAUUGUUAAAACAGGAGAAAUAAUACAGCAAAAGUAUAUUUGUGUAAAUGACAUAAAGAAAGAUGAUACGGACGAAAGUAAAAGAGAGUAUAAAAAAAUAAGUAAAGAUCAACAAUUAGAACAAAAUCAAAAAGAAGAAACAAAUAAGGAAUUCCAGAAAUUAAAAGAAAGUAAAAAUUUAUAUUUGCAAGUACAGGAAGAUCAAAGAAAACAAAAAAAUGACAGAAAGCAAGAAGAAAAGAACAAAUCGGAAUUUGAAGAAUUAAAGGAAUUGAUAACAAAAGAGGAAUCAAAACAGCGAAAGCCGCAUAUAGAUGGAAAUUGGUUGUGUACCAGAGAAAAACGCAUUGAUAGAGGUAGUGAACAUAGAAUACAAGAAGAAGAAAACGUGUUUCAGGGGAGAAAUAAUAAUAUAAAGUUGCAUCGAAUGGAUACAGAGUAUUUAGAAAAAAAAAGAAUUGUGAGGCGAGCUAAAGAAGUUGAAUAUGUAGCAGAAGCUGAAGCAGACGAAGAAAAGCGCCAAAAAAGAAAUGAAGAAAAAAGAAUUAGGAGAGAAGAGGCUGCUAGAUUAUUAUGGGAAGAAGAUCAAAGAUUACGAAAAAGACAAGAAGAGGAGAGAUUCAGAAAUAGACAGAGAAGAAAAGAGCAAAUAAAAGAUAAUGAAUGGUCCAGAAAACGAGAAAAUGAAUCCGAUCGUUUUCUCAGGAAUAUGUUAGAGACCACGUACAAACCUGACCAAUCAACUUCAAUGUUUUUCGAUGUUAUUAGUUCUCGUGAACGUACUUUUCGAUUUAAUUCUGGUAUUCCAAUACUUUCUAGCACUUCUAAAUCGUACAGCUGGAGAGAUUCUUUAACAUCAUUAAACAGAAAAAGGUUUGACGACCUUUGGGAUUAUAAACUACGUAAUCCUUGUACGGAUAAAUAUCAUUCUGAUACAGGAUCCUUACAUAGAAGACGUAGAAGAAGAGAAAAUCGUAUGAUUCGUGCGAGAUCAAUUAGUUUGUUGAAAUACGAAGACUAUUCGACUGGGGAUAGCGAUGCCACUAUUGUACCUAGUAUGCGCAUUCGACCUUUUCGGCGUAUAAAAGAGGAUUUUGUCGAUUUUGACACGCAUAAGUUUAAGUCAUUUAAUUACACUGACCUCCAUCAAAGUGAGAGUUUUUUGUGGAAUAAACCAAAAAAACCUUCGUUUUGUACAAGGUUGACAAACAGAAUUGUAGGAGUUGGUAUGAAAAUAAGACUGACCUGCACCGUACUUGGUAAUCCAGAACCACGUAUUUACUGGAUGAAAGACGAUCAAAAACUGGAUGCAUCCCACAAUCGCUGCAGAGUACGAUACGAAAACGGUAUGGCUUAUUUAGAAUUGCGCGACACGCUUCCUGAAGACGCUGGAGUAUAUACAUGUGUAGCUGAGAAUACACAUGGCACUUCAACCACUGAAUCCAUUUUGGGGGUUUAUUCCGAUUAUAAACCUGCGUGUUCACCUCCAAUUUUCUCAAAAUCAAUUAAAGAUACUUAUAGAUAUUCUGAUCGUAAGUUGAUUCUGGAAUGUCGUGUACGAGCACAUCCAAUUCCUACAAUUUCCUGGCUAAAAAAUGGAAAGAUUCUUCAAGGCGAACGUUAUAAACAGAUUUAUCUCGAUGAUGAUGUCUAUCGAUUGGAAAUAGCAGACCCUGAUGUCACAGAUAAUGGAAAAUAUACAUGUCGCGCAGUAAACGAGCUACACACUGAAGAACUAUCUCUUAUUGUCCAUGUUGAAGAUUGGUUGUCUAUAAAACAAACUGAUUUACAUUCGGGCCAUAAAAUUAAGUCGGAUUUCGCACAAAAACCACUAUUCUCCAACAUACUAAAGGAUUAUAGUGUACCCGCUGGUGGAACUAUCGCUCUUCAAGUAGAGGUCAAAGGUACACCAUCUCCAGAAGUGAAAUGGUUACGCAGUGACCGAAAAGAGCCAAUUAUGAUACCGAAAGCGCAAACCUUUUUGGAACGUGGACUUUAUACGUUAAUUGUGCCUGAAGCAACAGAGUCAGAAAAGGGCACAUAUGUGUGUAGAGCGACCAAUGCUUAUGGACAAGUGGAUACAAGUGCGACGGUGGAUGUAAUAUCAUCAAGCGUUAUCGAUGGGGGAAAACCGGCAGUAUUCGUAUCAAGACCUUCCAAGAAAACGAUCGAUGUAAUCGUUGGCGAAGAUAUCAGUAUAUCUUUCCGAGUUAAUGGUAUCCCUAAGCCUCGAAUAAUAUGGAUGAAGGGAUUAACAGACAUCACAGAUGGACCGAGAUCAUACAAGGAGAGUAUUGAUGAUUAUGUUAGAUUAACAUUAAAAAAUGUUAUACCUUCUGAUGAAGGUACCUAUUGCAUUUUGGUUAAAAAUAGAUAUGGUUGUGACCGAAGCUUCUUCUCAAUCAAGGUGAAGCAACGUGCUAGAUCAUUAACCCCGUUAUCAGAUUGGAAAUUUGUUACUGAUUACUACACAGAAGAAUAUGAUAAUGACAUGUCUUACGUGAGAAAUGUACCCGGUCCAAUCAGUAGUGAACCUGUUGUUACUGACGGUGGAAAAAGCUGGCUAUCAUUGAGUUGGGGUAAAGCAGAAAGAAGAGGGCCUGCACCGGUGGUCGCUUAUAAGGUCGAAGCUUGGCUAUUAGGCAGUGACGGAGGUGCACGAUGGAUAGAGUUGGGUGUUACACCAAUCAACGCAUUCGACGCAUUCAAUUUACGGCCAGGUGGAGAAUAUAAAUUUCGUGUAACACCACGAAAUCGUUACGGAUGGGGUGAACCAGGUACGAUGACAAAUUCAGUGUUAAUGAUGGAAAGUACCGAUCUUCCAGAAUUCACAAAAAUUCUACCGGGUCAAUUAAAGGUUCUGGAAGGAACGUCGGUAAAAUUGGAAUGUGAGAUUCGUGGCGAUUCUAAAAUGGAAGCACGAUGGUUUCGUGAAACAACAGAAAUUAAUCCUUGCAAUGAUACAAGAUUUGCAAUAUAUUACGAUGGAUCUAAAUGUUCUUUGACGAUUACAAAUGUUAAAGAGGACGAUUCCGGAAGAUAUGUUUGCGAAGCAAACAAUAGGAUUGGUAAAGUGUCAUCGUUCGCUAGAAUUCUCGUUGUUACGGAUCCGAGAAUUAUUGAAGCCGAUGCUAAACUUAAAACAAAUUUAAGCAUCGAACCGGAAGAUAGACCGCCGCAGUUUACUAUGAGGAUACGGGAUAGACGAGUGCAAACAACUUAUCCGGUAAGACUUACUUGUCAGGUCAUCGGGCAUCCCAUUCCAGAGAUCACUUGGUAUAAAAACGAAACGGAAAUUUCUCAAGAUGAUCGCCAUAUUUUUUGGGAUGACGACUCAAAUUUUCAUACUUUGGAAAUAACGCAUUCCGCUCUUGAAGAUUCUGGAUGUUACAUGGUGACAGCGAGGAAUAUAAACGGUUCAGUGUCUUGUCGAUGUAGCCUUGUAGUAGACAAAGGAAUUCGGGCCUACAUCGCACCAGAAUUUCUUCGUGGUCUCGACACAGCUUACACGAUUCAUUCAGGAGGGGAGCUACGAAUGUCAGCACAACUUGAAGCUUAUCCGAGUGUUGGUGUCGUUUGGCAUCGCGAUGGUAUUCGAUUACGACCAAGUAGAAGAUCGAUAAUGACAUUGAGCCACGAUGGUACUGUCCAAUUUUCUCUGAUUAAUGUAACUAUGCGAGAUGCAGGCGUUUACAGUUGUACUGCAACAAAUAUUAUCGGUCAAGCUGAGACAUCCACCAAGGUAGCUGUUACGACCGCAAUCCAAGAUCAGCUGUCCAUCAAUGAAUCAUCCAAUAUUAUGAUCACAAAUCCAGAUAUACUAUAUUCGAAAGAACCUCUUUUCGUCACGAAACCUUUAUCAACUGAAGCGAUCGAAGGCGAUACGGUUAUCAUUCUUUGUGAAGUAGUCGGAGAUCCUAAGCCGGAAGUAAUAUGGUUGCGUGACUUUCUCAAGCCCGAUUAUUAUAAGGACGCACCUCACUUCCGGCUAGUGGGUGCAGGGCCACAAUAUCGGCUGGAAAUACCUUAUGCUAAGCUGGACUUUACUGGAACAUAUUCCGUGAUAGCUCGCAACUGCCAUGGAGAAGCAAAAGCUGUAAUUUCCUUACAGAUCUAUGCCAAAGAACAAGGUAAAGAAGAACAAAUGCAGAAAUCCCCUCACGGAAAGGUAUUGACCCUGCCGAUUAUAAAGAGAGAAUUGCGAGAUCUCCGAUGUUGCGACGGCGACGCUGUCUCCCUGGAAUGUAAAGUUUACGCCACACCAGAACCACCUUUGGUUCGUUGGGAACGUGGAAGCAAAAUUAUAACUAUGGUGGGUGAUUUUGCUGCCGAAUUUGAUGGUGAAACAGCACGAUUAAGUAUUCAACAUGUUUAUCCUGAGGAUGAAGGAGAAUAUACAUGUGUGGCUUACAAUGAUCUUGGAAAAGCGUAUACAUCAGCUUGUUUAGUUGUAGAUGUACCUGAAGGAAAAGAGAAUAUACUGAGCCAAAAAUUGUCAAGGCCGAUGGGUCUACUGUCAGCAGGAUCGACUCCAAGAUCGACACCGAGAUCGACACCAAUCAGAAGCUUGUCACCGGCGAUUUCGCAUGGACGUGAACUUAGAUCACCACAAGUUUUACUGCGAAACGAUACGUCAAAGAGAUCUAGGGUUUGUCCACCAAAAUUUUAUGCAGUGCCGCAUAAUCGUUUAGUUCAGGAAGGUGAAACUGUGCGUUUCCAAUGUGCUGUAGUCGGUCAUCCCGCGCCCUGGAUAAAAUGGGACAAGAAUGGCACCAUUGUAACACCGAGCACGAGAAUCUCCAUCAAAGAGCAAGAUGACGUUAAGAUACUUGAGAUUAUUGACGUAAUGCGAGAAGAUGCAGCUCUCUACAGAGUGACAGCAGAAAACGAUUUUGGUCGAAUUGAGGCCAGUGCACGUCUUGAAGUAAUAAAUCGGCACGAAUCUACUAGUCGAACUAUCAGAACCAGAAGUGCCUCACCUAGAACACAUCCUUCAUUUGACCGUAGUCUUCUUCCAACUACCAGUAGAAUAAAUAGCCGUCUACAAUUAGAAUGCCGUAUACGAGGAACGCCGAGUGUAACAUCAACGUGGUACAGAAAUGGACGACCGUUGGAACGAUCUUCUAGAAUAAAGGGACAUUUCGAUGGUACAACAGCCAGAAUCGAAAUAUCAAAAGUGAAAGCAAGUGAUGCAGGUGAAUAUACUUGCGUAGCAAGCAAUAUUCUUGGAUCAACGAGAAGUAGUUGUCAGGUAACCGUUUUGGAUCUCCACAAUUCAUCUAUUGCGGACAAAAAUGCACCACGAUUUUUGCAAUCGUUGCCGAAAGAAACAAUUGUCAUGGAAAAUUAUUGUCACGAAUUUCACAUUGGAGUUACAGGCACACCUCCUUUUACAAUUAUUUGGUUUAAGGAUGGUCGUGAAUUACCUGACAACGAUUAUUAUAAAUAUAUUAUAUAUAGAGAUGGAGGUAUUGCUCUCAGAAUAUUGGACGUUCGUCCACAAGAUGCCGGUGAAUAUACCUGCAUUAUACAGAACAAUUUUGGUACUGCGUCUUGCAGUAGUCUCUUCGCUGUGCAAGACUACAAAAAUGUUUUUAAACCAGCGCUUCAAUUUACAAAAACUCCGCUGUCAGUUAUUACCGCUGAAGGCACUACUGCUUAUUUUUGUGCCAGAGCGCAGUGUGGAAAAGCUAUAGAAAUUAUUUGGACAAUUAAUGGGAAAGAUGCGCGGGAAAACGCAAAAUGUAAAAUUGAAAGAGAUGGUAAUGUUAGCAUCUUAAGAAUACAUGACAUAUCAUUACGCGACACAGGAGAGAUUCGAUGCAUAGCUUCUGUGAAUGGAAAAGGUCCAUCCAUCAGUUGUCUUACCAAGCUACAAUUACGAAAUUCGUUAUACGAUUUUAAUGAUUCCGAGACAAGGCUUGAAGAUAUUCAAUCUCAAGCACAGGCCAAACCACCAUUAACAAACGAUAAGCUUGUAAGCACAUCGGAAAAUAUGGCAAAGCUAUCAUCAUUAAAAUGUCGGCGACAUCACGAGAAGUCGCUAACGCAUACCAGAUCAUCCUCUUUUCCUCGAUAUAUUGCGUCGUACACUAAGCACAUUUCUCAUUUGCCAAUAAGAAAACGCAAUUCUAAUAAUGCAUCAAUUGAUGUCCAAAAUUCGCAAUUUGUGAACGAUUUAUCGAUACAAAAGAUUGUAAACAAAAAUAUAGACAAUAAUUUAGAGUUAUCAAAAAUUAAAAAAUUAUUAUCUUCAGUAAAUACCAAAAAUAUAACUGAUACUACCAUAAAAUUGUUAUCGCCAAAGAGGACAGAACAAAUCUGUAAUCAGAAUAUUAAUUCUGUACCGAACAAACAGUAUGUAACAUCACGUUUAGAAGAGUUGGUAAAAGCUGCAAUAAUAAAAAAACCAACUAACAUCAGUGUAUUUAGAGGAAACAGAGCAAUACUCAAAGUAACUUAUCAAGGAUAUCCCGAACCAACAAUCAAAUGGCUUCGAGUGAACCGAGAAUUACAACCAAGUGAGAAGAUUAAAAUAGUCAGCAGAGACGGUGUAUCUUAUCUAACACUGGACGAUGUGACGUACGAUUAUGCUGGAAAAUACGAAGUCUCAGUGGAAAAUCCGUUGGGCAAAGACCAAAGAUUCUUUAGCUUAGCUGUAGAAGGUCCACCUGAACCUCUCACGGAUAAACCAAAUAUAAUCUUGAGUGCUGGACAAAUUACAAUCAUUUGGCGAUCGCCACCUUAUGACGGAGGACGUACCGUAAUCGGAUAUACUGUGGAAGCAAAACAAGCCGGUAAAAACACGUGGAUGAUAAUUGCCAAGUGUCAUUCGCUGAGUUAUACAUUAGCGACAACUAAAAGGAAUUCCGUGAUUCCGGGUGAGAGUUAUUAUUUCCGUAUCCGAGCCGAAAAUAUCCACGGACUCAGUGAUUCUGGCAUGGAGUCUGAUUCCGUUAGAAUUCCAGAAUACAAAGAAAUGAUGCUUCAAGAAGAAGAAGAAGAUGAAUUCAAUCCAAACUUCGAAUCUCGUUUGGUAGUACCAGAAGAAGGCAAACUCUUUGACGAAAGGUACGACGUUCUUGAAGAAUUAGGAAAGGGCCGAUAUGGUGUAGUCAGAAAAGUUAUCGAACGAUCGACAGGCAUAAAUUUUGCUGCUAAGUUUGUUAAAAUAAUUAAAACAAAAGUUCGCGAACAAGUUCGUGAAGAAAUUGAAAUUAUGAACACACUAAGGCAUCCUAAACUGCUGCUACUGGCUGCUGCCUACGAAAGUCCUCGUGAAACAGUGCUAAUUAUGGAAUAUAUUUCAGGUGGAGAAUUAUUCGAGAGAGUAGUAGCCGACGAUUUUACUUUAACUGAAAGGGAUAGUAUUCUAUUUAUGAGGCAAAUAUGCCAGGGAGUCGAAUAUAUGCAUCAAAAUAAAAUCGUACAUCUGGAUUUGAAACCGGAAAAUAUAAUGUGCCAUACACGAACUUCUCAUCGGAUUAAACUGAUUGAUUUUGGAUUAGCUCGAAUUUUAAAGUCUGAUACACCGGUCAGAGUACUUUUUGGCACACCCGAAUUUAUUCCACCGGAAAUUAUAAAUUACGAACCCAUCGGCACUGAGUCAGAUAUGUGGAGCAUUGGUGUAAUUUGUUACGUUCUAUUGACUGGCUUAUCGCCAUUUAUGGGAGACAAUGAUAUCGAAACAUUUGCUAAUAUCACACGAGCAGAUUAUGAUUUAGAAGACGAAGCUUUUGAUGCCAUUUCAAACGACGCUAAGAAUUUUAUUAGCGGUUUACUUAUUAAACGAAAAGAUUCACGAAUGUCGGCCACGCAGUGUUUGAAACAUCCAUGGAUAAUACAAGAAGCUACGACUAUGAGUAAAGUUGUCUUGCCGACAGAAAAGCUGAAGAAAUUCAUCAUACGCAGGAAAUGGCAGAAAACAGGAAAUGCCAUUCGCGCAUUAGGAAGAAUGGUAACACUUUCGGCGCAUAAUAAACAUAGUCCCACAACACGAGCGGUAUUAUCGCCUACGCUUGAACAACAAUUUGAUAGCACCAAAAUGAAGUAUUCCGAUGAAAUUAAAUCGAUUUCUACUGCUAUCAAUAAAGAUAUAGAAAAUGUGGAAACAAGCACGAAAAAGAAUUGUGCUAAAGCAAUAUCGCAAACAAAUUUAAAUUCCACAUGUGUGAAAGAGGUAAACGUAAUGCAAAAAACGUUGACGGAAAACGAAAAUAACUCAAAUGAUUUUUCGAAGCAGAUAAGUACCAGAAAAGAGAUGUUUAAAUUACAUAAAUUAAUACCAAAGACAGCAGACAUUCCACAAAACUUCACGGCGUAUGUAGGGACUUUAGCAGAAAAGAAUGAAAAUGAGGAAAGCGAUAAAGAAGUAAUCAAUAAAUCUUUUGAAAUAGAACACAUUCCAAAAUCUCAGACAUUACCUAGGAUGUUUCGAGGUGAUUUGCACGAUUCCGGAAUAAGUGAUUGCGGUUCGAGCUUGAUGACUCCUUCAGUUCAUGUAGAACCAGGAAUAGUAUCCACUAUUAAGGAAGAAAUAGAUCAUGAGGGUCCCAACCGAGAAAGUAAACAAAUAUUGAAAAAUGAAGAUAAUCGGCGAAGUUCAACGGUAGAAAUUUUAGUAAAUUUAGUGCAAAGCAAGAAAACUUUUCCUUACGACACGGAAAUUAUUGCGGACGGUGACAAGGUAGCUACAAAACAUAACGUGACUAAAGCUUCGUUUGAAACUAAUCCUGUGCAAAAAGUUAUCAACAAGAACACGGAUGCAAGGAUAUUAAUCAAACAUAAUCACGAUAAAUUCCGCCCAACUGGAAACGUAAGUCGUACGGCUAAGAUAUUCGAAAGGAAAAAUAAAACAUUAAAUUCAAACAAUUCGCAAGUUUCGAUGACACAGUGUACGUAUUCUGCCGCUAUAAUCACAGAAAAGCCGCCUAAUGAAAGAAUACAGAAAGCUUUUGCAUUCUGGAAAAAAUAAAGUUAUCUCUCUUUUAAAAUAUAUUGAAUAAUAUACAAAUCAAAACAAGUAAAUCAUUACAUCAUUUUCAAGUAAAAUAGAAAUAUAACUGUUUGCAAGAUGUCACCAAUAUGUAGAAAGAUUGACAGAUACAUAUAGGGACAUGAUAUACAAUCAAUUAAGCACAAUUGAAAUCAUAACUUUCUCGAUUCUAACAUUAAAAAAUAAAUUCAAAUUGUUCUAUCAAUUAUUUUAACAAUUAUAUUAACAUAAAUCGCUCGAUUGAAUGGAAGAAAUAUAUAUUUAUUGUUAGAGUGGGCGAUCAUUCCUUGAAGAAUUUACACACAAUGAUUUAUAAUUAUUAUCGACUGCAUCGCAAUCUACG
This is a messenger RNA of Solenopsis invicta (red fire ant), 24390 nucleotides long. RefSeq names its product titin. Lineage: Eukaryota; Metazoa; Arthropoda; Insecta; Hymenoptera; Formicidae. Gene Ontology annotation, molecular function: protein binding; protein kinase activity; ATP binding. The transcript is spliced from 46 exons. Bases 822 to 24026 code for a protein of 7734 amino acids. The record is from RefSeq and is a predicted model, not a curated record. Gene Ontology annotation, biological process: protein phosphorylation.